Molecule: messenger RNA, 1469 nt
Organism: Pyrenophora tritici-repentis Pt-1C-BFP
Lineage: Eukaryota; Fungi; Ascomycota; Dothideomycetes; Pleosporales; Pleosporaceae
Product: GatA, Asp-tRNAAsn-Glu-tRNAGln amidotransferase A subunit and related amidase
Molecular function (GO): catalytic activity
Source: RefSeq, a predicted model, not a curated record
AACAACUUCAUUCCAUUCCUCAACAACACUGGUCAUUGGUUUUGAGUUAGGCAGCCAAGAUGUCGGAUAUGCAACCGCCCAAUUCAGGCUUCAUCAACUACCCAGCACCCAAGGCUUACGACAUACCCUUCAAAGCCCCGCCACCAGGAAACAAUCCCGUGCUCAAGGGACCGCUGCUGCAACAUCUUUCCACUCUCGUCGCAGCCGUCCCUUUUCUGCAGUCGUACUUGUGGAGCAAUGCCGGCUUCGCCUCACUGCGCAAUCUCAGGGAAAUCGACGGCGUCGACAUCCGCUACGAUCCUACCGUGAUUCCGCUUGCCCAGCCCAACGACGCAGCUCCCGCAAACUACACAGAUGCAUCCAACCUACGCGCACCACCCGAUAGUGGUACAAAUGGUCGAUUUUACUCGAUUAAAGACUUCCACGACGCCUACUUGAGCGGCACACUUAGACCCACCGAUGUCGUAGAGCAUCUGUUGCCCCUCAUCCGCAGAGAUGUGCCGCAACGGACGCCGUACUCGACGGCCUUUAUGGACACCAAGGUGGACCUUGUAAGAGCGGCAGCGGCAGCAUCGACACAGCGGUAUAAGGAGGGACAGCCACUGGGUGUGCUGGAUGGCGUGCCAUUUGGUGUCAAGGACGACGUGCAGGUCAAGGGAUACAAGCGCUAUAUCGGCGCCAGACACGACGUUAGCAAUGGCGGCGCGGGAGAGACGAGCUUCUGUGCCAGGGCGCUGGAGAAAGAAGGUGCCAUCUUGGUGGGAACGCUGACGAUGCAUGAAUUGGGCAUGGAUACAACCAACAACAACCCCAUCUGGGGCACACCAGUAAACCCCUACAACUCAUGCUACUACACGGGUGGUUCCUCCGGCGGACCCGCAUCCGCCGUUUCCCACGGCCUCAUCCCGUUUGCCAUCGGUUCAGACGGCGGAGGUUCGAUUCGUCUGCCCGCCAACUACUGCGGCAUCUACGGCCUCAAGCCCAGUCACUCGCGCGUCUCAAUGGCCCCAAUGGCCGACACCACCUCGUCUGUCACCACCCACGGACCCCUCGCAGCCAACAUGUCCGACCUCGCCAUCUCAUACCGCGUUCUCGCCCAACCCGACCCCUCCGUCUUCCCCUCAUCGCACUUCCGCGCGCCCAACCCACACGCCUCCGCCAAUCGCCCCAAAGUCCUCGGGAUAUACAAACCCUGGCUCGACCGCGCCGACGCACCCGUCCAAGAAGCCAUCUACACCGCCCUACGCUACUUUGAAAAACAUCUCGGAUACGAAGUAGUAGACAUCACAAUCCCACUCACCACAGACGGCCAACUCGCCCACGCCAUGACCAUCAUGGCAGAGGGGGCUACAAGCUACAAACACAGCCGUCUACGACCUCUCUGCCCCCGAACCGCAUCCUCCUCUCCGUCGGCCGCCAAACUCCCGCUAGCGACUUUGUCCUCGCUCAACGCGUUCGCAACCUCCUGA